AUGGACGAUUUACGGAGCCUCUCCAUGGCAAGGGAGAUGGCCCUCUCGGCCAACCUCGGGAUCAAAAGACAAUGUGUACCUUCUGAAUCAAAACCCAUACCUGUAAAUGGAGAGAGGCCACAUGACCAAUCUUUGUGCCUGUUACCAUUAGGCCACGAUCGUCAAUUACAUCACAUAAUCAAUGCCAAUAGGGAGCGAAACAACGCUCUACAAACUAAGGCUAUGGCUGCAAAUGAACGCGCUCGACAACAAGCAAAGCUUCACAGUAAAGAGAAAGCGGAUCUCUUAACUGCUAAGGAGCACGCAGAAUCGAGGGUUUCUGCAUUGGUAGCUCAAGUGGAACAACUGUUUCCCCGCUAUACUCCAAUUGACGAUUAUAGCUGUACAUCGCAAUUUACCAAACUCUUUAUAAAGAUCCGGUCAGUGUGCUGGAGCAACUUUAAGGAAGUUCGGGAGAAUGCUGCUGUUUUUCCCUUAGUGCCAUCACCUAUGGAACAGCCGCCAUUGCCAGCGCUCGCCAUGAAGUACCUCAUCCAAGACAAACUUUGCCAGAUUCUAUGCGAUAGAGUUUUCGGUCUGUUCUCUCCAGGCAUUCCCAGGGAACUAUCUGGUCAACUUCUACAAAUGGAGGCAUGCCUCCAAAACUGCGGUUGGAAUUCCCAUCUUUGGAGGUUAAUGACCAUCAGAGCGAUCGACAAACCGGAUGAUAUCACCGAGUUGGUUUGGUUUCAACACCUCCGUGCUGAAAUUGAGUGCUUAUUUUCUGGUCUAGCGCCAACUAGUAGAUCGGAGACUCAAGAAAAAACCCUCUUCCGUAUUGCCAAACAAGCCUUUGAGCUGCAAGAUGCUUUGUCACAUCAGCCUGUCCGUUACCACAUCGAAAACGCCUGCGGUUGGAAUUUUGAUGAAGUGUGGAUGGAGCUAGACCCGUCAACACCGAAGCAAUCGGAGGGGCUAGUCACCCAUUGCAUACAGCCAGCAUUGAUGAAAAAAACAGAGGACAGCCGUGACAGUGUUUGCCACAAAUCUGUGGUCUUAGUGAAGGCGGUGGUAUUCUGUGGGUAG
This is a messenger RNA of Aplosporella prunicola CBS 121167, 1065 nucleotides long. RefSeq lists its product as uncharacterized. The transcript has 4 exons. The record is from RefSeq and is a predicted model, not a curated record. Bases 1 to 1065 code for a protein of 354 amino acids. NCBI's taxonomy places the organism in Eukaryota, Fungi, Ascomycota, Dothideomycetes, Botryosphaeriales, Aplosporellaceae.